GCAUCUCACUUCCAUCACGAACGCGCAGACGAUCGAGUCGUCCAACAUCUUUGUUCGCGAGAUUUUCGCAUUCUACACUUCCUGAACAGACGCUCCUUUUGCCUCGCCCUUCUCUCCACAUUUCCGCAACGGCUGGCCCAGACACAAGAACGCCACGGACCCGUUGAAACUCCGACUCCCAAAACCUCCACCCUCCACCUAUCCUCUCUCCCAACCGCAAACUGUACAUAUACAUAUACCAUACCCUCACCUCACCCACAACCCACUGUCCACAACCCACAACAAUGGCCGUCCACUCGAUACAAGACCGCACCUCCGAAUUCCGCUCCAUCCUCGCCCACGCCCAGCGCAAGCAAACCACCUCCAAAGUCGUCGGCUCCCAACGCCAAUCCCUCCUCACCAACAACCAGAAAGCCGCCGCCGGCAACACCACAAAUGGCCCACGCCAACGCUCCGAAUUUGCCCGCAAGGCCGCCGACAUAGGCCGCGGCAUCUCCGGCACCAUGGCCAAACUCGAACGCCUCGCCCAGCUCGCCCGCCGCAAAACCCUCUUCGACGACCGGCCCGUCGAAGUCGAAGAGCUCACCUUCGUCAUCAAACAGGACCUCGCCGCCCUCACCCAGUCCCUCUCCGCCCUCCGCGACUCCUCGCGCGCCCAGCACCCACAGGCCUGGCAGAAACACACCCACGGCCCCGCCCUCGACCAAGAAGGCGAACACGGCAAAAACGUAGUCGUAAUGCUGAACGGCAAACUCGAGGGCAUGACGGACAGUCUGAAGCAAGUCCUCCGCACGCGCAUGGAGAACGUCAUGGCGAGCAAGUCGCGCACAGAAAACUUCGUCUCCUCCAUGUCCACGUACUCGCACGGCGCCCUCGAUCCCUCCCGCACCGACUCGCCGCUGUACCAGACGCCGCAGCGAGGCCGCUCGCCGCGGCCCGGGUCGCACAACACGAGCGCAGCGCAGCAGGAUCUCCUCUCGCUUGAGCCGUCGUCGUCGUCCUCUGCGCUUGCUCGCGCCGGGCCACAGUCGGAUGCGCAGCUCAUGCUGAUGGAAGAAGCACAGGCGCCGAACCAGUAUAUCCAGCAGCGCGGCGAGGCCAUCGAGAUGAUCGAGCGCACCAUCGGCGAGCUCGGCGGCAUGUUCUCGCAGCUCGCGCAGAUGGUGUCGGAGCAGGGCGAGCAGAUCCAGCGCAUCGACGCCGACACCGAGGACGUCGUCGACAACGUCGAGGGUGCGCAGCGCGAGCUGAUGAAGUACUGGAACCGCGUCAGUGGGAACCGGUGGUUGGUGGCCAAGAUGUUUGGCGUGCUGAUGAUAUUCUUCCUGCUCUGGGUCUUAAUAGCGGGCUGAAUGAAUAUACGCCCGAUCAAACCACGUCUUUUUUUGGGGGGAGGGUUUUUUUUGGGAAUCUGCAUAUCCGGCGUUCCUUGGGCACGCGCUACCUACCCGAUUUGCAUGCAUGCGUGACAGCAAGCAAUCGCGAUUUAGACUUUUUUACCCCGUCCUAGCCUACUGUACCUUGACUUACCUUACAUGCCCACAGUCGUCUCGCCAGUAUCUUUCCAUUGUACCAUGCUAUCAGCUAUAUAUUUUUUUUAUAAUCACGACAGACAGGGUGAAGGAGGAAAAGGGUGGGAACGGGGGGAGGCAAUCCGAGUCUGCGCCAUGAGCACAGUAUUAUCUGUACAACAACAAUAUACAUUUACACUUUUACCAGCG
This is a messenger RNA of Pseudovirgaria hyperparasitica, 1721 nucleotides long. RefSeq names its product putative ER-golgi SNARE complex subunit. Gene Ontology annotation, biological process: vesicle fusion; intracellular protein transport; endoplasmic reticulum to Golgi vesicle-mediated transport. NCBI's taxonomy places the organism in Eukaryota, Fungi, Ascomycota, Dothideomycetes, Acrospermales, Acrospermaceae. Gene Ontology annotation, cellular component: Golgi membrane; endomembrane system; SNARE complex. Gene Ontology annotation, molecular function: SNARE binding; SNAP receptor activity. The coding region runs from base 285 to 1352 and encodes 355 amino acids. The record is from RefSeq and is a predicted model, not a curated record. The transcript has 2 exons.